CCUGUGCUGUGCCUGGGCCAGGGAGCGCGGCGAGUGUCAGCCCGACACAGCCCGUUUAUUAGGCGUGCCUAGGUGGGCCGUGUCGUUUAGGUCAGGUCAGGCCGUGCCGGGUCAUCUGGCCAGGUUUGGAUGCAACACACAACAAAAUACGGCGUUCGCCUAGACCAAAGUGCCGCCAGCGUGGGUGCUUGCGGACCCAUGCUUUGGGAGGCUUGGGCGCUCGACCAUUCCAAGAUGACCGUUGAGUCGGACGCCAGCCUCCGGUGCCAACUCAACACCCAUCUCGUGCAAGUGGGGCUGUCAGAGUUUGAGUGUGCCCUCUUCCUCCAAGCCGCUGCGGAUAUGCGGUGCAAGGUGGUGGAGGAUGCGGCUGAGCGUAUGCACCGUCAAGCUCCUGAGGAUGUUGUCGCUGAAUACUACCAACAGCAAGUGGAAAUGCUGGAGGGUUUCAAUGAAAUGGAUGCGCUGACAGAUCGUGGUUUUCUUCCUGGAAUGUCCAAGGAAGAGCGUGAACAGGUUGCUAGGAGUGAAACAUUAGCCAUCCGGCUGUCAAACAUUGCAAACAUGGUUCUUUUUGCUGCAAAAGUGUAUGCUUCAGUACGUAGUGGCUCGCUUGCUAUUAUAGCUUCCACUUUGGAUUCUCUUCUUGACUUGUUAUCGGGGUUCAUCUUAUGGUUUACUGCAUUUUCUAUGCAAACACCAAAUCCCUACAGAUACCCAAUUGGUAAAAAGCGCAUGCAGCCGCUGGGAAUACUUGUCUUUGCCUCAGUCAUGGCAACGCUUGGCCUUCAGAUCAUCUUAGAAUCAACUCGAUCACUGUUGUCUGAUGGUGGUGAAUUCAGCUUGACGAAGGAGCAGGAAAAGUGGGUUGUGGACAUCAUGCUCUCAGUGACGCUGGUGAAACUUGCCCUGGCUUUAUAUUGCCGCACGUUCACCAACGAAAUCGUCAAGGCUUAUGCGCAGGAUCACAUUUUCGAUGUUAUCACUAAUAUAAUUGGCCUUGUGGCUGCACUGCUCGCAAAUUAUUUUGAAGGAUGGAUCGACCCAGUUGGUGCAAUUAUUCUAGCAAUCUACACCAUCAGGACAUGGUCCAUGACGGUGCUGGAAAACGUACACUCGCUCGUCGGGCAGUCGGCUUCGCCAGAGUACCUUCAGAAGCUGACCUACCUUUGCUGGAACCACCACAAGGCCGUGAGGCACAUCGACACGGUGCGUGCCUACACGUUCGGCUCGCACUACUUCGUGGAGGUGGACAUCGUGCUGCCGGCCGGUAUGCCGCUGCAGGAGGCGCACGACAUCGGCGAGGCCCUGCAGGAGAAGCUGGAGCGCCUGCCUGAGAUCGAGCGCGCCUUCGUGCACCUUGAUUACGAGUUCACCCAUCGGCCUGAGCACGCUCUGUCCCACGACAAGUAGCUUCAGGUUCAGCCGGUGGAUGCAGCUCUGUACAGAUUAAUGGCAAUAGUUUCAGAAAUCCGGGUGUUCGUCAAGGCGUCGCAGAAAAACCUGCGGGUGCAGCACGGAACUGAAAUGUGCAUACUGGAGUGCCGGAUCUGGCGAUGUCGACGUAGAUUGUGUCUUUUGUAAGUUGCUGUACUACGUACGUAGUGUUGAGAACCAAAACAAAAUGAAUGGAACUCUCCUCUCUUUCA
Messenger RNA from Triticum aestivum (bread wheat), 1649 nucleotides. RefSeq names its product metal tolerance protein 5. Gene Ontology annotation, biological process: monoatomic cation transport; transmembrane transport. Gene Ontology annotation, molecular function: manganese:proton antiporter activity. The coding region runs from base 130 to 1413 and encodes 427 amino acids. The transcript has 6 exons. Gene Ontology annotation, cellular component: membrane. Lineage: Eukaryota; Viridiplantae; Streptophyta; Magnoliopsida; Poales; Poaceae. The record is from RefSeq and is a predicted model, not a curated record.